This is a messenger RNA of Numida meleagris (helmeted guineafowl), 1323 nucleotides long. Its product is annotated as GTP-binding protein Rhes-like. The record is from RefSeq and is a predicted model, not a curated record. Lineage: Eukaryota; Metazoa; Chordata; Aves; Galliformes; Numididae. The transcript has a single exon. Gene Ontology annotation, molecular function: GTP binding; GTPase activity. The coding region runs from base 172 to 798 and encodes 208 amino acids.
AGAUGAGCAGGUCUGCGGGACCGUAGCAUCCGCCGGGAGUUUGCAAAGAGGUGGCACCAAACUUUGCAGAACCGGGUGCAGGGACGGACAGACGGACGGACAGCGGGGCUGCAGGGACGGCCAAACAUUGAGCGGCAGCUGUAGAGCGUCCCGUCCCCUCUGCUCCCAGCCAUGUCCCUGGUGGGGAAGGAGAAGAGCCACGUGCGCUUGGUCUUCUUGGGUGCCGCCGGCGUGGGCAAGACGGCGCUGAUCCGCCGCUUCCUGCUGGACACCUUCGAGCCCAAGCACCGGCGCACGGUGGAGGAGCUGCACAGCAAGGAGUACGAGGUGAGCGGGGCCACCGUGACGCUGGAGAUCCUGGACACCAGCGGCAGUUACUCCUUCCCGGCCAUGCGGAAGCUCUCCAUCCAGAACAGCGACGCCUUCGCUUUGGUCUACGCCGUCGACGAUGCCGAAUCCUUCGAGAGCGUCAAGAGUCUGCGGGAGGAGAUCCUGGAGGUGAAGGAGGACAAGUUCCCUCCCAUCGUGGUGGUGGGCAACAAGGCGGAGAGCGGCGGCGAGCGGCAGGUGCCGGCGGAGGACGCGCUGUCGCUGGUGGAGCUGGACUGGAACAGCCGCUUCGUGGAGACGUCAGCCAAGGACAACGAGAACGUGCUGGAGGUCUUCAGGGAGCUGCUGCAGCAAGCCCGGCUGCCCGGGCGGCUCGGCCCCGCGCUCUGCAGGAGGAGGGAGACCUUCCCCAGCGAGCACGCGCUGCGGCCCCCCAUGAACAAAACCAACAGCUGCUCCGUGUGCUGAGCCCGGCGGGAUGCAGGUGGGCUGCCGGCCAGGACCCCGCUCCUCCCCACCCUUCCCUCCUCAUCCAGCGCUGCGGGGUCAGGGAGGCGGAUGGGCUGGUGCCGCUUUGGUUUGGUUGGGAAGGCGUGGGGAGAGGGCAGGAUCCCAAAAAGAGGGGUGCCCACCUGGGACGCAGCGGGCACUCGGGCUGCACCCGUGCUUGCAGGAAGGGGGCAGGCAGUGGGAUGUGGGCUGCACGCAGCUGAAAGCAUCGCUAUGGGCACGGUGCACUGUGCCACCACCACCCCCUGGGUCCCCUCUGGGUCCUGUGCCCUCUGCACCUCUACGCUCGCACGUGCCAUGUCCUGGUGCAGCCACAGUUGUGAGUGCCCGAGGUAGUCAUGAGUGUGUGUUUGGAUAGGCACGUAGAGCAUGCGAUAGGGCAGCCUGUGCAUCUCUUUAGUUUUCUAUUUCUGUUUGUUUCGUGGUUUGUUUUUUUUUUUUCUUUUUUAAGCAUACCCAAUAAACACGGUGUUGCAAAGCGGA